Mesorhabditis spiculigera is the source of this 390-nucleotide messenger RNA. Lineage: Eukaryota; Metazoa; Nematoda; Chromadorea; Rhabditida; Rhabditidae. The record is from the annotation of a GenBank genome assembly.
AUGGACAGCGUGCAGACACCCCAGGGCUCCGUGGCAAUCAGCGGCAGCUCGGCCCGCCGCGGCCCCAACAACACGCUGCGCCUGAAAAAGGCGCCCAACCCGAAGAAGGAGCAGCAAGUGGGCCGUGAUGACGGCGCCGAAAUGCGGCGACUACAACGUGAAGGUGGAGCAAAGUCCGAACCGCGCGGCUUCACCCGUCCACCCCCGCUGGCCAGCAAGAUCAAGCACUCGCUGACGAUCUGGGCCGGGGUGAGUGGCAAGAAGCCGAUAGUCGUCACCUGCAAGUUUGGCACCUAUCGCACCGGCCUCUUCCUCCUCUACGACAUCGAGACGGAGCGUAUCGAGAAGCAGAAGAAGCUCGACCUCGACGGCACCGUCAAAGACCUGCGG